Molecule: messenger RNA, 2226 nt
Organism: Sesamum indicum (sesame)
Lineage: Eukaryota; Viridiplantae; Streptophyta; Magnoliopsida; Lamiales; Pedaliaceae
Product: PWWP domain-containing protein 4
Source: RefSeq, a predicted model, not a curated record
AAAGGAAUAUAAAUACAUAAUGUGAGAAUUUCUUACUAUCAACACCCGUACAGUCCUAUGUAGGGGAGGUCAGUGGAGAAGCCGCUCUGUCUCUUGAUCAACGACUGUCAGCUUCAUUCACACACACUUGCGCGUGUUUGAACUUUGUAUGAAUAUAUAUGUAUUCAGGGUUUGUGAGUUGUUUUGAUUAAACGGAACAGAUUUUCCAGAAGAACUGCCCGCCCGUAAUCAAACAUUGGAGAAGGCUUUUGAGCAAAUAUCAAUUAAGAGAUAUUAGAGCUUGGCUUGAAAUGACCAGGUGAUCCACUACUUGAUAGAGCAUAAGGGAAGCUUUUUGUACCCCCUUGAAGAUGGAGUGUGGAGAAAUAAAGUAUUUGGAACUUGCGUUGAUGGACUUGUUUGCGCGAGUAAAAUUCGGAGCAUCAGAUGCUAAAAUGUUCAGAAAUGGUUAUUUAGUGUAUGACAGUGUAGCAUCAGGAACAACAAGAUUUAUUAAAUCUAGCUGGAUUAGAUUGAGAGGUGAAAUUACGAAUCAGAUUUCAGCAAUCUUGGCUGCCAGAGAGGAAAGUCAAUGUGGUGGUAAUGUGCUUGCCGUAAAGCGUGCUGGAUUAAUGCGAUUGGUUGAAAUUAUGAAAGGCGAGCGUUACAACCAGAGCGCACAAAAUAGGGACAAGGGAAUACGGUGGGCGAGUGUGUUGAUAUUGAGAACUUCAUUUGGUCGGAUUUUUCAGCCUGGGGGACUGCCGUUGAGAUGCUUAGGCCAUUGAGUAAGGAGUGGUUGAAGACCUUGGGUCGUGAUUUUGAUUUUGGGGAACUUGUGUGGGGAAAAAUUGAUCCUCAUCCAUGGUGGCCCGGACAGAUCUAUGAUGAAGCUCUUGCUACUUUAUCAGCUUGCCUCACAAAGGAAAAGGGUCGCGUUCUUGUUGCUUUUUUUGGCGAUAACACUUAUGGAUGGCUUGAACCGGAAAAUGUUGUUCCCUUUGAGCCUCACUUUGAUGAGAAAUCAAAGCAGUCAGAGGAUCAUUUAUUCUUGGCGGCUGUUGAAGAGGCCAUGUUUGAGGUCAAGAAAAGAUCUGCGCUUGGAUUGACCUGUAAGUGCCACAAUCCUUCUAAUUUUAGGCCUACCGAGGUCCAAGGUUUUCUUGAAGUUGAUGUGGCUGGCUAUGGUGCUCACAUUAAGUAUUCCAUUGAGCAAAUUAAGAAGGCGAGAAAUGAUUUUAAGCCCCGAGAGAUGUUUUCUUUUCUGCAAAAAUUGGCUUUAAGUCCUACCAUCAAUCCCCAAAACAAGUUUACUUUGACAAGGAAUGUGGCAAGAGUUCUUGCUUACAGGAAAUCAGAAUUUGAAGAACCCGAUGAGAUCUAUGCCCAGGAAUUUGAGGCACAAGCUGCGGACGAUGAACAUCAUGCUGAUGUUUCAUAUGGCAAGAAAAAGCCACAUCAAGCCCGUCUUCCACCGGAAGAGCUUGAAGGUUCUCCACAGCAUCCUAGAUCCAGUGAUCUACUUACGAUUGAUGAUAGAGCUAAACAAGUUGAACUGAAAGUUCCGGAAGUCGGGAUCCAAAACAAUAAUUUUAGAAAGAAUGUCUUGCAAAAGAGAUCUCUUCAAGAUACUUCCAUGCAUCAGUUGUGUAUAUUCGACUAUGAUGAUCUCAAUCGGUUCAACAAGAAAAGGAGCAAUCCUGAUGUUCAAGAGACAAUUACAAAGAAGCAAAAGAAAGGGAAGAUAUGAUUCCAUGGUUGCAAGAAAGAAGGUUGUCGACAACCAUUACUCAGAUCUCCAAGGAGAUCAAAUUAGCACCAAGACAGCCGCAGUGGCAAAUCCUGAAGAGCAUUCAACUGAACUGACAGAAUCUUUGAUCGAGGACACUGAACAUACAGUGAUGAUCAUUAAAUUUUCUCGUCGUGCAAGAAUGCCGUCUGUGCAGGAUGUAAAAGAAGAAUUUGCUACUUUUGGGCCCUUCAAUGGAUCUGAUGUCCGCACCUUCAGGAAGUCGUGCCGAAUUGUGUUCACAUGCAAGACCAAAGCGCAGUCGGCAUAUCAUUAUGGUGUCCAAAAGAGAGACUUGUUUGACAUGUCCUAGGCAAGUUACUACAUACAACCUUUGAAAGGUUCAGCUACUGAGUUACCAAAAUCGAGCAAGCCAAACAUGCAGCAUCCACAAGGAGAUCUUCAUGAGGUUCUUAUAUUUACAUUUCCUAAUAUUUGUUUGUUUUUCUAGAUUGUAG